This is a messenger RNA of Alternaria incomplexa, 1284 nucleotides long. RefSeq lists its product as uncharacterized. Bases 1 to 1284 code for a protein of 427 amino acids. The transcript has a single exon. Lineage: Eukaryota; Fungi; Ascomycota; Dothideomycetes; Pleosporales; Pleosporaceae. The record is from RefSeq and is a predicted model, not a curated record.
AUGCAGUCUUCCGCAAGCAAACGCGUACUGAGCACCCUCGCCUCCAAGAUCCACCCGCAGCUGCCCCUCUCCCCGCGUGAGAGUCAGCAGCUGCUCUCGUUGCUGACCAACUCCUUCCGCGCCCACCUCGACCACGCCCACCCCCUCGCACCUGCCGAGAGCAACCCAAAGAAAUCCACACGCGAGUUGACCAUCAGCUAUGGCCAACGCAAUCCCUCCGCGAACCGCGCGACGUCCUCGUAUGAGUCAGCGACUCAGCACAUCGACUCCAUCCUGACCAACCCUCUGUUUGCGGUCAAACCCCGUCGGAGGGGCUCAAGGUCUGCUGCCUCCGACAUACUGAGAGAGCCCAUCGUCUGGUUUGUCGAUGAGAUAGCUGCAGGUUCUGCCACUCUACCAAAGGCAGCCAUGUGCCUCGAGCUCCUCGAGAAGACCACGGGCCAAACCUCGCCACUCAAGGAUGGCAGAUCAUCUGCAACUGUACUCGUCGAAUGGCUCCGAACUAGCGGCUCAGAUACCUCGAAGCAAUUCCUCGACAUGUCCAUCUUGAAGACUGGACGUGGCAGUAAAUUCCUAGACAAGUUGGUGGCUCUCUUCGUGGCUGAAGGCGAGACCACCGCGCUCUGGCGCUGGUUCAUCCGGCCAAACGAACAACGCGUCAAGGAGACUGGAUUAGACGUGACACGCAUAGCGACCUUCAGACAACAACUACUGGCCAAGAUGGUUGUAUUCGCGGCAGACAACAGCUUAGCGAGCGGUCUGGCUAUGUUCAUGCAGGCCUUCCGCCUUGUGGAGAAUGCCGGGCACGAAGCAGCCUACGAUAUCCUAAGAUCCGCCGGUGGCCACCUGGUGAACCGGAUCAUCUCCAAUACCGACGAUAUGCUCGAACCCGAGAUGUAUCAGUCGUUCCUACUGUCAACACCACGGUGGCUAGGGGAAUGGAGUCCGGCAGUCGAGUCAAUGCUCUGGCUACAUCACCCUUCAACGCCCAGUACGGGCCCUGGACUUCAUUUCGUCCAGAACCCUGCCGGCGCCAUCAGAUUCGUUGAAGCAUCCCGGAGUCGACGGAAUUUCCUUGUCCAGCUCUGCCUAGGGACCGCUCGGCAGCUGAUGGAGCAGGAGAAUUUUGCUGAAGCGCAGAUCGUGAUGCAGUUCACAAAAGAUCAUUUCGCUGAUGUUGUUCUACCGAAAGAAGCAGCCAUUGAGCAGCCAAAGGAAGACUCGAGGAAAGCACGCAGGGAACAGGAAAAUCUGCGGCUGUUAGAUCGCCUGGUCCUGACUUGA